AUGAAACCAAAGCCCCACAAAAGAUCCAACAAAACCCGCUUCCAAAACCCACCAGCAGCAGCAGAAAAUCCAUCAGAUUAUGCCUUCAAAAUAACAAAAACAGCAGUAUCACAAAUCUGCCAAUCAGUAGGGUUUAAGUCCACACAACUCUCAGCUCUUGAAACCCUAACCCAUAUAGCCACCCUUUACCUCCAAACACUAGCCAAAACAGCUGUGUCAUAUUCCAAUGCAUCCAACCGCACUCAAUCAAACAUCUUUGACAUAAUCAACUCAUUACAUGACAUGUCAUCUGUACAAGGUUUUACAGGAGGAUCCACGCUGCAUUGUAGUAGUAGUGGCAUUGGUCUUUUAAGGUCUGGUGUGUUUAAAGAUAUUAAAUCUUUUGUUGAGUUCAGUGAUGAAAUCCCUUUUGCCAAGCCUAUUCCAAGAGGGAAUUCGAUUUCUUUGAGGAGGAAUUCAAUUUCUUUGGAAAUAGAUGAAUUGGAUUCCAGGGGUUUGCAUAUUCCAAGGUGGUUGCCAAGGUUUCCUGAUGAGAAUAGUUAUAAGAAUUGCGGGGACAGGUGGGAAAGGAGGAGGGAAGGGGGCCUGGCCUUGUGGGAGAAUUCUGAUUUGGUGAGUGGUGGAAGUGGAAAUAAAUCCCAGGGGAUUUCCAGGGAGAAUGAGAAAAGAAGUGAUGGUGAUGGUGAUUUGUCGGUGGAGAGAGAAAAGGAUUUAAACUCUGUUUCUCUGCCAAAAUUGGAAUACGCAAACCAUACUUGA
This is a messenger RNA of Populus nigra (black poplar), 759 nucleotides long. Its product is annotated as transcription initiation factor TFIID subunit 8-like. The record is from RefSeq and is a predicted model, not a curated record. Lineage: Eukaryota; Viridiplantae; Streptophyta; Magnoliopsida; Malpighiales; Salicaceae. Gene Ontology annotation, molecular function: protein heterodimerization activity. Gene Ontology annotation, cellular component: transcription factor TFIID complex. Bases 1 to 759 code for a protein of 252 amino acids. The transcript has 2 exons.